Pseudozyma flocculosa PF-1 is the source of this 4203-nucleotide messenger RNA. RefSeq lists its product as uncharacterized. Gene Ontology annotation, molecular function: zinc ion binding. The record is from RefSeq and is a predicted model, not a curated record. The transcript has a single exon. Bases 1 to 4203 code for a protein of 1400 amino acids. Lineage: Eukaryota; Fungi; Basidiomycota; Ustilaginomycetes; Ustilaginales; Ustilaginaceae.
AUGUCGCUCCACUCCACCCCCAUCAAGCUGCACAAAGUCAGCGUCGUCGUCCAUGGCCAGGCAUUCAUCGACGUCCGCCCCUCAUCUUCGUACUUUGAGAUCAAGCAGGACACAUCUCUGCCCUGGUCCACCUUUUACGACUCGCUCAAAAAGAGGGUGCUGGCCGACCAUCGCUCCUCGAGCGGCAAGCCCUCCGACCAGCUCGAUGUCUUCGUCAGGCCCAGCCGUCCCAUCCAGGGCUACUUCUCCUACUGGGGCGCCAAGUCUCACCCUCCCCUCGAGUGGCGAAGGGACGAGGUACUCUACGUCCAGAUCUGGGCCGCCGGCGACGUCGCCAGCCCAAGCCACACCUACUCACACGGCGCCCGCCACGACAAGGUCAAGCUCGCCAUCGACCUCUACAGGCCCUCGACCCAGGCCGGCGGCGGCGCGCAGGUGUCGCGCUUCCACGUGGACCUAGCCACGGACCAGUGCAUCCGAGCGUUCCGCAGGAACCUCAACGCCGAGCUCAAGAAACGCGCGGGCAUGGCGACCUCGGAACAGGUCACGGUGUCCUUUGCCGUCCCCAUCGGCGACAAGGGACCUGGCGAGCUGGUCUCUGAUGGCAGCCGAAAGUCCAAAGACCUCUUCGAGGCGCGCGUUCAUGCAUGCAUCAUCAACGGCUACGCGCUCCAUGCCCAGCUCCGCAGCAGGAAGCCGCUCGACGCAUCGCUCGGCGCACCUGCCCAGGCCUCCGUCAAGGCCCCAAAGGAGGCUCCAAAGGAGGCCCCAAAGGAGGCCGCCUCCUCUCAGCAUGGUAGUACCGCCCAAAAGCAGCCCCAGGUCGAAGGCAAGACCAAGACCAAGACCAGCUCGCACGCCAGCGGUGGUGCCACCAAGGACACCAGCUCUACGAGGGUCCCCGACGACAAGACGGCCACGACCAUCGCGACGUCUUUCACCGGCGGCAAGGUCGCAUCGUCCAGCCCGACGAGCCAGGCCGCGCCUCCCGGCUCGGCCGGGCAAGGUCGCGCACCGGGAAGCGUCCCCUUGAACCGUUUUGCUGAGCUGCUCGCCAUCCUCAACGGCCAAAACGUCCUGCCGCCCAAGGAGGGCCAGAAGUCGGUACAGGCGACAAACCGCCCUCUGUCGGACCUGGUGUCUGAAAUGAAGGCGCACCUCCAAAGCCCAGGCGGCUCGUUCAAUCCUGCGCCUAAGCCAGCUCACACAACCGGCAGUGCUCCUCUGGAUCCCUUGGCUGAGAUGCAGGCGGCCCUCAACCGCCUGCGCUCCUCGUACAAGAAAGACAUGGCUCCGGCCCAGACGACGACAGCGCCUUCGGUGCACAUCAGCAAGCCAAAGGAGCCAGCCUCGAGCCUCUUCCCCUUGCCACCCCUGAACUUGAAGCCGUCUCUGACAGCGGCGGGCGCUCCCACAUGCGCCAGCAAGCCCUUGCCGACGUUCAAGUUUGGGAGCGCGGCGCCAGAUCAGCCAAUCCUUGCUUGCAAACCGGCGGAGCUGGCGGUGGGAUCGGCACCCGAGUGGUUCGGUCGGGACGAGGGGAGCUUGCACGUCGCCCCUACGGACCCCAAGCGGGAGUCGGCCUCGGAGGGGUCGGCAAUCUCCGUUUCGGGCUCGUACCCUGCCCCUGCCCCUGCCCCUGCCCCUGCCCCGUCGUCUGCUCCCUCCAUUGCUCCCGCUAUUGGGGCAGACAUCGCCCACUGCCACGAGACCUGCAGAUGCGAGAGAGCCCGGGACGCAGUCAAGGCGAUGCUCGGCACCUUCCUGGGCGACCUCAACGCUCUCCUCGCACAAAACUUUGGCGACACCUUUGGCGAGGUCGACAAUACGCCUCCCGGUGCCGUCCACGAGCACGCGUCGAGCAAGCAGGGCACCGUGAGCGCCGGCGCAAAGGCUGGCGAGCCGUCGCCCAGAAAGGAAGCUGCAGCCCAUCACCAGGACAGCUCCUGCGACGCCGAAGCCGGCGCCAAGGAUCCGGAAAUCCACCAUGCGGCCGCGGUCAAGCACACGGCCAUCUGCGACCUCUGCCAGGCAACCAUCUACGGAGUCCGCUACAAGUGCCUCGACUGCCCCGACUGGGACUGCUGCGGAGCGUGCCAUGCAGAGACUGCCGCCAAGCACCCGGACCACCGCUUCGUCCGCAUCACUGACCCGGCCAGCAUCUCGUCGUCCACCGCCGCUAUGCUGCCGUGCCACCGCGCGAUCCGCUGCGAUGGCUGCGAUGGUCCCGUUUUCGGCCCGCGCUUCAAGUGCUGUGCCUGCCCCGACUUUGAUUACUGCAGGCAGUGCGAGGCGCUCCCAACGCAGGAUCACGCCCAACGCCACGGACCUGAGCACCUCUUCGUCAAGAUCGACCGUCCCAUCAGUUCGGCCGCCGUCGUCAAGGCCGUUGCGACGGCCAAGCAGCACCUUUCGACGAUCCAACGCGACUCAUCGGCUGGACUGGCCACUUGCCCUCAGGAAAUCGUCGCCUCGGACGAGAAGAAGGCCAACUCCGAGGCCACGGCGAAGCCGGCGCUUGCGUCGACAGGGGAGGCGGUGAGAAAGGAAGAGGUGACGGCUGCGACCGCACCGCGCUCCGAAGACUCGGCUUGCAGGGGGUCCAAGUCUCGCACCGGUCGCGUCAGGCUCGAGCCCCUGGACCCCAAGGCCCUCCGCGACAUGGUUCGCAGCCUGGUUGCCACCGCCAUGGAGGACCAGAAGCGGGUCAAGCAAGGCAAAAAGAACGGCGGGCGCCGCGAUGAAGACCACGACGAUCGCGACGACAGUCAGGGCGGUUGCAGCAAUGCGGUGGAUGCAGGCACAGCAAACGGUGGCACGAGGGUCGCCAGGAGUCGUGCCAAGAAAACCAAGGUGGCGCGCAGCCCCAACUCUGGCAGCUACCACGGCGGCAACGUCGGCAAGACUGCAUCCGCGCUCGAGUUCGAGGGCCCUCUCACUUGGCAUCCGAGCUUCCUUAGCGACGAGCUCCAGUCGGCAGCCAAGAAGACUGAGGAGCUGAUUGCCAAGAUCAAGGAGAUGACCGCCAACGCGGCUCCUGUCAAGCCGUCUUCCCCCGUCGACGCGGCCGUCGACUCGGCCGUCGACUCGGCCGGUGUCGACCGCGACGGCACGGACGCGACGGUGCCGGAGGCGGCCAGCGAGUCUAGCGGGUGCUCUGCGGCUGCACCUGCUGAGGCGGCGAUCUCUGCUUCCCGCGAUGCCGUGGGCUCACCUGGCAAGCCCGGCGCUGGUUCGGAAGAUGAGCGGAACGAGGGUCAGGCUGUGCCCGGAACGACGUUCACCUUCAGGGCCGACACGCCUUCAUCCCAGCCCGGGUCGAGUCCUCUGCACGCGGCUCUCGCUGCCGCGGAUGCGGGCUUGCCCAGCAAGCCCGCCCCGAUGAAGCCGAAGCUCAAGGAGCUGGACGCUGCAUUCGUGCGCGACAUCAGCUUCCCCGACGGUUCGGCGGUGGCUGCAGGCUCGCGCUUCGACAAGGUGUGGCUGAUCCGCAACACGGGCUCCCAGCCCUGGCCCAAGGACGUCGGCCUCAAGCUGAUUAGCACCUGCGGCAGGUCGCUCUUUGAUGGCACCAGGUCCAGACUUGAGCCGAUCGGCGCCGACUUUGACGGGCGCCUUGUCAAGCCGGGCGAGGAAGUCGAGGUUUGCUGCGCCGACCUCCGUGCGCCCGACGAGGCUGGAAAGGUGCAGGUGUUCUGGAGGCUGGCCACUCCCGGCCGCGUGCCUUCGCAGCCCGACGCGUCGUUCGGAGAGCAGCUGUGGGUGGCGGUCAAUGUGGUCGACCCGAUGGCGGCGGCCUCGCUCGCGGGCAAAGACGUUGCGGACGUGGAGCCCCCGUCGCUCGUGGGCAGCGGUCACGGGGCUGGACCUGGGUCGCUGCCAUCGCUGUCUGGCUCGAGCAUCCUGCACGCGCCCAAGGCGCCCGAGUCGGUGCGCAGCGAGGCGCCCUCGCAAGCGGACGCCGCCGAGGAUGCCGGCAACGGACCGGCGUUGAACGGCGCGGCCUUCCCUCGCAGCGACACACUGCCGAGCGUUAGCGACGCCACAUUCGACGGUUCCAGCGACGCACGCCACCACGAUGCAGCCGACAACGACGACGACGGCUCGCUCAUCUACAGCUGCGACGAGAUCGAGCAGCCCACCGACAGCGAGAGCGACGACGGAUUCGAGAUGGUGCAGAGAGGCAUCGACACCGACGACUAG